CGGUGCGCCUGUCCGCAUUCUCGGAGUCCCGUCAUCUCGUCAUCCCGUCCCGUCUUAUCCUACCCUGUUCUAUCCUAUCCUACCCUGUUCUGUCCUGUCCUGUGCUAUCCUAUCCUGUCCUGUCCCGUCCCGUUCCUCGCCAUGGGCUCGACUCCUCCUGUGUUCAUCGGCGCCGAGGAGGUGGAGAAGCACCUGCACCGCGCCAGCCUCCUGCUGCCGGCGCUGGAGGCCGCCCUGGCCAACUUCUCCGCGGGCGCGGCGGGCGGGGUGGUGCAGCCCGUGCGCACCGUGCUGCCCGUGCCCCGCCACGGCGGGUACCUCGGAGUCAUGCCCGCGUACAGCGCUGCCGACGAUGCGCUGACAACCAAGCUGGUGACUUUCUAUGAGCACCUGAAGGACUCCUCUGUGCCUUCCCACCAGGCGACUGUCCUCCUGUUUGACCCCAGCAAUGGUACUCUGAAGGCUGUCCUGGAUGGCAGUGUCAUUACAGCAAAACGAACAGCUGCGGUUUCUGCCAUUGCUACCAAGUUGUUAAUGCCACCUUUUGCAGAAGUGCUGUGCAUUUUGGGAGCUGGUGUUCAAGCAUACAGCCAUUAUGAUAUCUUCACAGAACUGUUCACAUUUAAGGAGGUGAGGGUAUGGAAUCGCACCAAGGAGAGGGCAGUGAAGUUUGCCAGCUCCGUCGGCGGCCCCGUGCGGGUCUGCUCUUCCGCCCAGGAGGCGGUGACAGGGGCUGAUGUGAUUGUGACAGUCACUAUGGCAACAGCUCCCAUCCUCUUUGGAGACUGGGUGAAGCCAGGUGCCCACAUCAAUGCUGUUGGAGCAAGCAGACCAGACUGGAGAGAGCUGGAUGAUGAGCUGAUGAAGAAUUCCGUUCUGUUUGUGGAUUCCAGAGACGCUGCUCUUACAGAAUCAGGAGAUGUUAUUUUGUCAGGGGCGGAGAUUUUUGCUGAGCUGGGGGAGGUAUUGAAGGGUACAAAACCAGCCCUGCCUGAGAAAACAACAGUGUUUAAAUCAUUGGGGAUGGCAGUUGAAGACACAGUAGCAGCAAAAUUUGUUUAUGAUGCGUGGUCAGCUGGUAACUGAAGAGAGAAGUCUACAAUGCCAAUGAGGCCAAGAAAAUUGUUUGCACUUAGUUUCCUUGAAUCCUGUGUUAACAAGAAAGGCACCAAUCCUAUCUAAGUCCUUCAAGAAUAUUCAAGAAGGACAAGUAAAAUUUCAGCAAUAGACUAAUUUCUAAAGUCUUCUAAUUUCAAGUAUUAGCUACUUGCAGUAUUGUUAAUAAAUGUCUCCCUUUUGUAACAGCAAGUAUUAGAUGUUUGCAGUGAUACUAACAAGGGUAUCUUUCCAUAUUUUGGUAUCAUUCUGGAAUCAAUGCCUUUCUUCUCUAAUUAUUUAUGUAGCAGAAGCCUGUGUGUAGAUUUCAUGGUUUUUAGAGGGAUAAUUAAUUCUGGCGUAAAAUAGAUCAGUUUGUAGAAUGGACUCUGGCAUCAUAUUUACCUGUGAUGGUACUUUAAAUGCAGCUGUGGGUUUCAGUGCUCCAGUGACAGUGACCUUGUCUUCAGCACAAGGAGGGCUGUGGGCUCCUAAGCACACAGCCCACCUCUAACUCUUUUCCUGGACACACCUUCCCUUCCAGCUCACUGGAAGUCACCAUUUUUUUCACCCCUGGCAAUCCACCUCCUUUUGCCCUCAGACUCAAUGAUUUUUCACUGAGGGUGCAGUUCUGAGUGGGGGUUUAUGUAAUAACCAUACCUCCCUGCAGUUGGUUUCUGCUCAGUACCUCCCUUAGAACAUGCCUCACUGGGAUAUUGCCAUUUUCAUAUUGCAAGGAGUCACACAGAAUGUGAGGACUAAUAUGUGUUUUCAUUUAACUUUUAUCUCAGUUCUGUAGGGAAAUAUUGCUGUUAAUCUCUGGUGCCUUUAAGUUGUUUUUCUAAGCUUCUUGAAGGCUCGAGCCACACAAACUGAUUUCAAGUAUGCAGGCAAAUAUUUUCAGUUUGGCUGUACCAUGCUUCAAUUGCUAAUUGUUCUAUUAUCACAGAUAUUAGCUGGGGCAGGAAUUUUCAUGAUCCUUUCCUGGCAGAGGAACCCAGUGACAUAAGGAAAAGUUCCAGUUUUGUGCUGUUAUGCAACUGCCUUGCAAAAAAGUGAGCAUCUGCUGAAAAACAGCUAUUGCCCUGGAAACAAAUUCCUGUCUCAGGCUCACAAGUUGUGCCUUGGGAAGUUUUAUUUCCAUUUGCAUAUUAUUUCAUGCAGGCUAUUAAGUGUUUCUUCAUGCUGUGGAAGAGUUGGAUGACAGGGCAUUUUAUAACAUGUCAGUAGAACAGAGAAGAGCACGGGAAGGAGUUUCAGGAGCAGCUGGCAUUAAAGUCUUGGAGGGUGGAUAGGUAAGUGUAGAAGAGGUUAAUGAGUACAGUGCAGGUGUGAUGUAAAUAAUACUCCCAGUUGUAAGCCUGGUGUAGGCUAGUUGGAAAAGUACAAAGUGGUAGAGGUAGCAUAGAAAGGUACCAGACCCCUGAUAGGCCUGAAGGAUGUUUGAUGUGGAUCCAAACUGAACUCCACUGGUCCUGUUUAUCCCAUCAGAAAAAAACAACAGAAAUUUCUCUGUGAGCUUUUGUGUUUUAAUUGUAGCAAAAUUACUCUUCUGUCUUUACAUGUUUUGUUUCUUCUCUGUCAUUUCUGAAGUGUUCAGAAGUUUGUGUUCACUUAGUUCCUUGGUUCAUUCAUGCAGAACUACACUAAUCUGAGGUAAACGUGAAAGCAAACGAUGCUCCAUUAUUCAAGAACUCUGUGGAAACUUGCAAUUAAUAAUUAUGACAAUAUUAUCCCAGUUCCAUGCCAGUGUUAUACCAGAUUUGCAAUUUGAAGUGAGAUGUAGUGUUUGGGAAGAAGACAAGUCCAGUUUAUUUUCACAUGUACUCCCCUACAGACUAUGCACUUUAAAAAAAUAAAUGGGGCCAGUCCAAAGACCUGGUUCUGAGAGCCCACAUUGUUCUCAGCUUCAUUGGCAGUGGGAGAUUUUGGGAGCCUGGCUUCAGUGUUGUACCUCUGAUGUCAUGAAGUUCAGUUACAAUGAGAAUUGCUUGGAUGCCACCUUUAGAUUUUCUGAGGGGAAAUAAUAGCAUCAAUUUCUGUGUUUCCUUCUCUUACAAACUAAUGGAUCAUGAAAUUGUGUGACUUGCAUUUGUAUUAAAAUUAAAUAGAUACUGGUGUUUUUCUUUGACACUCA
This is a messenger RNA of Onychostruthus taczanowskii (white-rumped snowfinch), 3232 nucleotides long. RefSeq names its product crystallin mu (gene CRYM). The record is from RefSeq and is a predicted model, not a curated record. Lineage: Eukaryota; Metazoa; Chordata; Aves; Passeriformes; Passeridae. Gene Ontology annotation, biological process: thyroid hormone metabolic process. Gene Ontology annotation, cellular component: cytoplasm. Gene Ontology annotation, molecular function: thyroid hormone binding. The coding region runs from base 142 to 1086 and encodes 314 amino acids. The transcript has 8 exons.